This is a messenger RNA of Formica exsecta, 5054 nucleotides long. It is a transcript of the gene Ptp10D, whose product is annotated as tyrosine-protein phosphatase 10D. Gene Ontology annotation, biological process: protein dephosphorylation. The record is from RefSeq and is a predicted model, not a curated record. NCBI's taxonomy places the organism in Eukaryota, Metazoa, Arthropoda, Insecta, Hymenoptera, Formicidae. Gene Ontology annotation, molecular function: protein binding; protein tyrosine phosphatase activity. Bases 44 to 4729 code for a protein of 1561 amino acids. The transcript is spliced from 20 exons.
UCCGGAAGACAAGGAUUUCGGAGUAAAUUUAUAUUUAUCAAAGAUGACGUGCCGCAAAGUCUCCUGUCCGCAACCGAUAUCCAAAUUCAGCGGCAUCCUCCUGCUGUUGCUGAUUCUUUUAACCGAGGUCACGUACUCGGCUGAUCUCGCAAUCGAGAUACCGGGCAACCUAAGCCAGGGUGGUUCCUGGUACCGUUUGGAUUACAGCCCACCCGUCGGCUCUCCACCGCCAAAUACCACUAUAGCCGCCACCGAGAUCGGUGAUGUCAUAAAGUUUAAGGACGGCCUGCCCGGGACGAGAUACGAAUAUUGGCUGUACUACAGCAAUAGUACUCUUCACGACUGGCUGACGUGGACCGCCUCGAUUACGACACCACCCGAUCCGCCUUCAAACUUGACGGUAUCGGUGCGAAAUGGGAAAACCGCGAUCGUAUAUUGGUCACCUCCGGCCCAAGGGAAUUAUUCCGGUUUCCGGUUGCGGACGCAGAGCUUCAGUGACACCGGAAAUCCCAAGACCAGUGUCAUCCCAGUCGACUCGGUGCCGUAUACACUCCGAGAUCUCACUCCCGGUGCCACGUACUCGCUUCAGCUCUUCACCGUGCUGGACGCCAAGGAGAGCGUCGCUUACACCAGCAGGAACUUUACGACAAAACCGAAUACUCCGGGAAAGUUUAUCGUCUGGUUCAGGAACGAAACGACGCUGCUGGUGCUAUGGCAACCGCCUUAUCCUGCCGGAAUAUACACGCAUUAUAAAGUUAGUAUAGAUCCACCGGACGCCAUAGAAUCCGUUCUCUACGUAGAGAAGGAGGGCGAGCCGCCUGGUCCUGCACAGGCAGCUUUCAAAGGACUCGUUCCAGGUAGAGCGUAUAACAUUUCCGUGCAGACUGUUUCGGAGGACGAGACGUCCGCGCCUACCACAGCUCAGUAUCGUACAGUACCGUUGCGUCCCCUCAAUGUGACCUUCGACAAAUCUUCCAUAACGUCGACUUCCUUCCGCAUGUUUUGGAAUCCGCCCAAUGGAACUUCCGAGUUCGACAAGUAUCAAAUAUCGCUCGGUAGUAAUCGGAGGCUCGCGCCUGUCACGCGAAACCGGGACGACGAGAACAGAUGGGAGUUCAAGGACUUGGAGCCUGGCAAGACCUAUCAAGUAGUCGUGAAGACGGUUUCUGGCAAGGUCACCAGCUGGCCGGCCAGUGGGGAUGUCACUCUGAAGCCACUGCCUGUUCAUGAUCUUAGAGCAGUGAUCGAUGAAAAAACUGGUAUGGUGGAUGUUUCCUGGAGUCCGGAGAAUUCCAGUACACAAGACAGUUACAAGUUACAAUAUCAUGAGGUGGAAACGACGAUUGGUGGCGAUAGUAACACUUUGACGACUGAUAAAACAAAGGUUACUCUGGAAGCUUUGCUGCCAGGAAGAAAUUAUUCUAUAAUAGUGCAAGCAAUUAGCAAUAAAAUCGAGUCAAACGAAACCGUCCUAUACCAAGCGACGCGUCCAGCCAGUCCUGUGAUCGAAGAUCUGAAGCCUAUUGAAAAGGGUUUGAACAUUUCCUGGAAGAGCGAUGUCAAUUCUAAGCAGGAAAAAUUUGAAGUAACCCACAACAGGAACGAUACCGGAGAAAGUGCGACCACUCUGACUACGGAGUCGCAUAUUGUCUUGGAGGAUCUUUAUCCUGGUGCAGCAUACGAGGUCAAAGUCUUUGCCAUUAGCCAUGGACUUCGAAGCGAGCCGCACGAUUAUAUGCAAGCUGUCUUGCCUCAUCCACCGAAGAAUCUCAGUAUCGAGAAAGUCACAAGCAACACUGUUGUCGUGCACUGGGAAGCUCCAACGGAUUCAAUAUUUAUCGAAUAUUCCAUCAGAUACCGUACGGAAGACGAUCCUAGGUGGGUCAAACUCCCAAGCGUUCGUGAUAUGGAAGCGGAAGUCACGGAUAUGACACCUGGCGAGAGAUAUACUAUACAAGUAAACACUGUCAGUUAUGGCGUCGAAAGUCUGUAUCCGUUGCAAGUGAAUCAUACAGUCAAACCAAAUCCAGUUUUAAAUAUCACGCCAAUCAUCGACUCUACCAACGUAACUCUCGAAUGGCCGCGACCGGAAGGUCGUAUCGAGACCUACGUUAUAAGAUGGUGGCCGAUAAAAAAUCCAGAGGACUCCAAAACGAAGAACGUCAGCGAGAGCAACGAUGUAUCCGAUAUCAGUUUCGAAGAGAAUGCUGUACAAAUCGGAAAGGUCCUGGUGAGCGACCUAAUGCCUGGAGUACAGUACUUCUUCGUCGUCUACACGGUGUCUUACGAUCUAGUCAGCGACAUUAGCAAUUUAACCACAAGAACAAUGCCGCUGAUCCAGUCCGAGGUCGUCGUAGUGGUCGACCGGGAUCAACCGGGGUCAUUGACGUUGCGAUACACGCCGACGCCAAUACAAUCUUCCAAGUUCGAUCUCUACCGAUUCAGGAUUAGUGAUGACAAUAACACCACGAAAGAGCGUAUGGUAGAGGACACUGACACCAAAGUUACAUUUGUUGGAUUAACACCUGGCAGAUUGUAUAACGUGACCGUUUGGACAGUAAGCGAUAAUGUGGAGAGCAGACCUCUCCUCCGACAAGACCGACUCUAUCCCGAACCGAUCACUGCGAUCCACGCGAUUGACGUGAAUGAUACGAGGAUCACGUUGACCUGGGACAUACCGCAUGGAGAGUAUGAUGCUUUUGAAGUACAGUACAUUAACACAGAAGGGAACUAUAUACAAAAUAUAACCUCGGUCAACAUGAUCACCAUCUUUGAUUUGAAGCCGCAUAGGAAUUAUACAUUCACUUUGGUUGUACGUUCGGGCACAGAAUCCUCUAUCUUGAGAGUCUCAAAUCCGCUCAGCGCCAGUUUCACCACCAGCGAAUCGUAUCCGGGAAAGGUGGAGAAGUUUCAUCCUACUGACAUUCAACCGAGCGACAUCAACUUUGUCUGGUCUCUACCCAGUCAGGAACAAAAUGGCAUCAUUAGAAAAUUCAGCAUCACUUACAACUUAGAAGGUUCGACGUAUAUCCAGAUGCAGGACUUCAAACCGAACGAAUUCCGCGGCGUCAUCAAGUCCCUUAUACCGGGUAAGACGUAUGUCUUCCGGAUUCAAGCGGAGACGAAGAUCGGCUUUGGUCCUGAGGCGAUCUGGAAGCAGAAGAUGCCGAUACUGGCACCGCCAAAGCCGUCUACACAAGUGGUGCCGACCGAGGUCUGCAGGAGUAGUACGACGAUACAAAUUAGAUUCAGAAAGAAUUACUUCAGCGAGCAAAACGGCGUGGUCACAUCGUACACCAUCAUCGUCGCUGAAGACGAUAGCAAGAAUGCUUCUGGACUAGAGAUGCCCAGUUGGAGGGACGUUCAGGCUUAUAGCAUUUGGCCACCGUACCAGGUGAUGGAACCGUAUUAUCCUUUCAAAAACGGAUCUGUGGAGGACUUUACGAUUGGUUCUGAAAAUUGCGACAACAAAGUUGGAUACUGUAAUGGACCAUUGAAAUCGGGAUCCACUUAUCGGGUGAAGGUGCGCGCGUUUACAGCACCAGACAAAUUUACGGACACCAGCUACAGCUUUCCCAUUCAAACAGGAUUGCUGCUGGCAGAUAAGGACAACACGGCCAUCAUAGUCGGUGUCACCGUCGCCAUAGCGUUGCUGCUGUUUCUAUUGGGCAUUGGGCUGUUUAUGCGAAGGAGAAGAAGUCAGGGUCGCAAAACGACAGAAACCAGGGCAACCGACAAUCUGUCAUUGCCGGACAGUGUCAUAGAGACAAGCCGGCCUAUUAAAGUUGAAGAUUUUGCCGAGCAUUAUCGUACAAUGUCGGCGGAUUCCGACUUCCGGUUCUCGGAAGAGUUUGAAGAGCUGAAGCACGUCGGAAGAGAUCAGCCUUGCACAGCAGCGGACUUGCCUUGUAACAGGCCUAAAAAUCGCUUUACGAAUAUUCUUCCGUACGAUCACAGUAGGUUCAAGCUUCAACCUGUCGAUGAUGAAGAAGGUUCCGACUAUAUCAACGCUAAUUAUGUUCCGGGUCACAAUUCGCCAAGGGAGUUUAUCGUGACCCAAGGACCGUUGCAUUCGACUCGCGACGAUUUCUGGCGAAUGGUGUGGGAGAGCAAUAGCAGAGCUAUCGUGAUGCUAACGAGAUGUAUCGAAAAGGGCAGAGAAAAAUGCGAUCAUUACUGGCCGGUGGAUACUUUACCGGUAUAUUAUGGGGAUAUUUGUGUCACGAUACUAAACGAGACGCACUAUCCGGAUUGGAGCAUCACGGAAUUCAUGUUAUGCAGAGGCGAUAUAAAGAGAGUGAUACAGCACUUUCACUUUACCACCUGGCCGGAUUUCGGCGUUCCCAGUCCACCUCAGACUUUGGCGAGGUUCGUGCGAGCGUUCAGGGAACGUGUUAGGCCCGAUCAGAGACCCAUAGUCGUUCAUUGCAGUGCCGGCGUAGGUCGUAGCGGCACCUUUAUCACCCUCGAUAGAAUAUUACAGCAGAUUCUCGUAUCAAAAUACGUUGACAUCUUCGGAAUCGUCUGGGCGAUGAGGAAAGAGCGAGUCUGGAUGGUCCAGACGGAACAGCAAUACAUCUGCAUCCAUCAGUGUCUUCUAGCUGUUCUGGAAGGACAGGAUACUACUGGACCGCCACGAGAGAUUCAUGACAAUCAGGGAUUCGAAGGCAAGAAUCGAAGCUCGGUCGAAAACACUAAGAGUCCUGCCGAGGAUGAGAAGGAGAGGUGACCUUCGAACAGCGACUCCUGCGUCGACGAUGACGAAGGAAUAGCCGAAUCGGGGAUGUGAUGGUUCGAUUACUGGUUAAGAGUAAUAACUGAUGGUGACAAAAAUGGAUCUCGUUUUCCAAAGGCGCUCGAAUCUUCAGGAUUCUUCAAGUUUAUUUGGAAAAGAAAAACGUAGAAAAAAGAUACAAAUUUUUUUACGCAAAUGGCGUAAAAAUAACACGAUUUGAUUGGAUUAAUUAGAUAUUGUGUGCAAGGCGUAAAUCGAUGGAAGAGAUUUCUUCCGAAAUCUCUUCGGAAGAAUACCGAAUAGCAGUAUCAAACAACAA